Messenger RNA from Megalops cyprinoides (Indo-Pacific tarpon), 2606 nucleotides. RefSeq names its product dishevelled segment polarity protein 2 (gene dvl2). Gene Ontology annotation, biological process: canonical Wnt signaling pathway; intracellular signal transduction. Gene Ontology annotation, molecular function: frizzled binding. The transcript has 15 exons. The record is from RefSeq and is a predicted model, not a curated record. Gene Ontology annotation, cellular component: cytosol. NCBI's taxonomy places the organism in Eukaryota, Metazoa, Chordata, Actinopteri, Elopiformes, Megalopidae. The coding region runs from base 310 to 2568 and encodes 752 amino acids.
UUACCCCCUCCUCUUUCCUUAACUUUGUUGUUGUUGGGGGAAAACGUUUUGGUUAAUUGUGUGAAUGUAUGCGUGUGCGUGGUUUUUACCCCUUAAACAAAAGGGAGAAGAAGGAAACAUUUUUUGCUGUGAGGCUGAGCGGCGAGGAGGACUCAGAGUGUAAACUCCUUUUAAAACGAUCAUUGUCUGGCUUAAGCAUACCACAGUUACACAGCGCGAUCGUGUCCACCCCCACCUCCACUCCAGGGUAGCUAGCUAGCUGCCCCUCUUCUAUAGUUUGUUUGGUGGGACAGAAAAGGAGCUGGCGAAAUGGCGGAAACCAAAAUAAUAUACCACAUCGACGAGGAAGAGACACCGUACUUGGUCAAGAUUCCCAUACCCGCCGAAAAAAUUACCUUGCUGGACUUCAAACAGGUCUUGAACAAGCCUAAUUAUAAAUUCUUCUUCAAAUCCAUGGAUCAGGAUUUCGGGGUGGUGAAGGAGGAGAUUUCCGAUGACGGCGCCAAGCUACCCUGCUUCAACGGAAGAGUGGUGUCAUGGCUGGUUUCCUCAGACACCCCCAGCACAGAGCCACCAGCUCCCCCGGUGGAGGUUCGGGCUCAGCCCUCGCCCCCACCUCCGCCCCUACCCCCUCCUCCAGCCGAAAGGACCGGAGGCAUCGGAGACUCGAGACCGCCCUCCUUCCACCCCAACGCAGCCGGGAGUGCGGAGACCCUGGAUGACCGCACGGAGACUGAGUCGGUGGUGUCCUUCAGGAGAGAGAGGCCACGUCACCGGGAGUCCCUGGAUCACGGGCCGCGGAUGAACGGCCAGAGCCGCAUGGAGCGCCACCUGGCGGGGUACGAGAGCGCCACUACUGUCAUGAGCAGCGAACUGGACACCACCAGCUUCUGCGACUCGGACGAGGAUGACACCAUGAGCCGGUUCAGCAGCUCCACGGAGCAGAGCACAGCCUCCCGCCUCCUGAAACGCCACCGCAGACGGAGGAAACAGCGCCCCCCAAGACUGGAGCGGGCAUCCUCCUUCAGCAGCGUGACUGACUCCACCAUGUCCCUCAACAUCAUCACCGUCACGCUCAACAUGGAGAAGUACAACUUCCUGGGCAUCAGCAUCGUGGGGCAGAGCAACGAGAGGGGCGACGGGGGCAUCUACAUCGGCUCCAUCAUGAAGGGCGGGGCCGUGGCAGCCGACGGGCGGAUCGAACCCGGGGACAUGCUGCUGCAGGUGAACGACAUCAACUUUGAGAACAUGAGCAACGACGACGCGGUGCGGGUGUUGAGGGAGAUUGUUCACAAACCGGGACCCAUCAUCCUCACGGUAGCUAAGUGCUGGGACCCCUCCCCUCAGGGCUACUUCACCCUCCCACGCAACGAGCCCAUUCGGCCGAUCGACCCGGCGGCGUGGGUCAGUCACUCGGUGGCGCUCACGGGGGCAUACCCCCCGUACCCUGGCAGCUCCUCCCUCAGCACCAUCACUUCCAGCUCCUCCGUCACCGAAACAGAACGCUUUGACGACUUCAACCUGUCCCUGCACUCGGACAUGGCCUCGGUGGCCAAAGCCAUGGCGUCCCCGGAGUCCGGCCUGGAGGUCAGGGACCGCAUGUGGCUGAAGAUCACCAUCCCCAACGCCUUCUUGGGCUCAGACGUGGUUGAGUGGCUGUACCACCACAUCGAGGGCUUCCAGGACCGGCGGGAGGCGCGCAAGUAUGCCAGCAACCUGCUGAAGGCCGGCUUCAUCCGCCACACCGUCAACAAGAUCACCUUCUCUGAGCAGUGCUACUACAUCUUCGGGGACUUCAGCGACUGUGAGAACUACAUGGCCAACCUCUCCCUGAAUGACAAUGACGGGUCCAGCGGGGCCUCAGACCAGGACACGCUGGCACCCCUGCCCCUCCCCGGGGCAACCCCGUGGCCUCUGUUGCACUCCUUCCCCUACCAGUACCCCCACCCUUACUCCAGCCAGCCGCCCCCCUACCACGAGCUGUCCAGCUACAGCUACGCGCCCGGCAGCACAGGCAGCCAGCACAGUGAAGGGAGUCGGAGCAGCGGCUCAACACGAAGCGAGGGGGAGAGGCGGCGUGGGGGUAAAGGGGGAGGGGCCAGCAGCACGGGGGGAGGGGCCAGGGACGAGAAGUCCCCCGGGGGAGGGGGCGGGGCUGACUCACGCUCGGGCAGCGGCAGCGAGUCCGAGUACUCGACCCGCAGCAGCCUGCGGCGGGACCACGGCUCAGCCACGCCCAGCGAGCACAGCCACCUCAGCCAGCGCUCACACCACCGCGCCCCGCCCCCGCACCUCGCGCCCUACCCCCCCGGCAUCCCCCUGCCCUACAACCCCAUGAUGGUCAUGAUGGUCCCCCAGCACCCUCACCCGGCGCUGGGGCCCGCCCACCCGCAGCACCCCGCCGGCCCCGCCCUCCCCUCCCUGCCCCCUGCCAGCACCCCAGGGGGCCCCCCCGGGGCACCCCCGACCCGCGACCUAGGCUCCGUGCCCCCUGAGCUCACCGCCUCCCGCCAGUCCUUCCACCUGGCCAUGGGCAACCCCAGCGAGUUCUUUGUGGACGUCAUGUAGCGACAGGAAGUAGAAACUUCUGAAUGUGUAUGUGUGCG